UGCGGUGGGGGUUAGUGAGGAAAAAGAGUCUGAGAGUAGCUGUCAAUUUUGACUUGCUCGUUUCUGUCUAGGGAUCCAGAGGUCUGUUCUCGUUUCUGUGAGGAUUCAGUCAGAGAUUCCACUCAGUGUAAACAUAGCAGCAGUUGUGACUUCAGUGCCUUACGUUAACAUCUCUUCAUCUUACAAGAUCUCAUUAAAUGCAGACUGCAGACAUGCCUUCAGAAAUCAAGAAAUCGUCUGGGAUGGCGUUUGAAUUGGUCUUCAAAGAGCCGUCCAAGGAUGCGAUCAGGAGUCCGAUCCAGUCGCCUCCAAAACAGAUCUCCUUGGAGGAGCUCAAGCUGAAACAGGAGAAGGCGGAGGAGAGGAGAAAGCAAACGGAGAAAGAGCUGAAAGAGAACCUCGCCAAGCAACACAGUCUCAUCCAGGCCGCCAAGGCUAAGCAGGAGGAGUAUAACAACACCUUCAAGCAGUCGACGUCGGAGAAGAUAAGAGAGAAAGAGCAGAAGCUUAAAGAACAGAGAGAGGCCCAGCAAAAGUUGAGGGAGCAGAAGAAGAUCGAGUUGGAAGAACAACUGUCGAAGGUCCGCGCAAAUGCAGCAAAAAUAAAAGAGAGUGGUGAAGCAGACACCAUGUGUACAGCCGACCCUACCAGAGCACAGUAGUUCUAUCUAGCCAGCACUUCACAUUAAACCUGCCUUUCAUGCCCUCUCCCUCCAGAUAUUCUAUUAUCACCUGCGCGAGGAAAACAAAAAUUAAAACACACAAAAAAA
Molecule: messenger RNA, 770 nt
Organism: Asterias rubens (European starfish)
Lineage: Eukaryota; Metazoa; Echinodermata; Asteroidea; Forcipulatida; Asteriidae
Product: stathmin-like
Exons: 5
Coding region: 198-662 (154 amino acids)
Biological process (GO): regulation of microtubule polymerization or depolymerization; microtubule depolymerization; neuron projection development
Cellular component (GO): cytoplasm; neuron projection
Molecular function (GO): tubulin binding
Source: RefSeq, a predicted model, not a curated record